Molecule: messenger RNA, 2529 nt
Organism: Staurois parvus
Lineage: Eukaryota; Metazoa; Chordata; Amphibia; Anura; Ranidae
Source: the annotation of a GenBank genome assembly
AUGAGGAAAACCUCCGAGGAUUGUCUCACUUUGUCUCCAGACUGGAAAGUAGAAGAUGAGGACAUCACACAGUAUAGUCCAGGAGAAAACCCGGCUCCCUCCAAUGUCCAUCCGGCACCACCCAGUGUAGAUGGACCAUCGGAUUCCUCGUAUCCUGAGGAACCUCAGACUGUGCGGGACCGGGCCUCCCUUCCAACAGGGAAGAGCUUCUCCUGCAUCGAGUGCGGGAAGGGUUUUUCACAAAAGUCCAAUCUUUACAGACAUCAGAGGUCUCACACAGGUGAGAAGCCACAUUCCUGCCCCGAGUGCGGGAAAUGCUUUUCAAAGAAGUCCUAUCUUUCCGUACAUGAGAAAUUGCACACAGGGGAGAAGCCAUAUGCCUGUACUGAGUGCGGGAAAUGUUUUUCACAGAAGUCCAAUCUUUACAGACAUGAGAGUAUGCACACAGGUGAGAAGCCACAUUCCUGCCCUGAGUGCGGGAAAUGUUUUUCAAAGAAGUCCUAUCUUUCCAUACAUCAGAGAUGGCACACAGGGGAGAAGCUGUAUUCCUGUUCUGAGUGUGGGAAAUGUUAUGUACAAAAAUCAGAUCUUGUCAGACAUCAAAGAUCUCACACAGGGGAGAAGCCGUAUUCCUGUCCUGAGUGCGGGAAAUGUUUUUCAGGGAAGUCUGAUCUUUACAGACAUCAGAGACUGCACACAGGGGAGAAGUUAUAUUCCUGUCCUGAGUGUGGAAAAUGUUUUUCACGGAAGUCCAAUCUUUCCACACAUCGGAGAUUGCACACAGGAGACAAGCCAUAUUCCUGUUCUGAGUGCGGGAAAUGUUUUUCACAGAAGUCCAUUCUGUAUAGACAUCAGAGAUUGCACAUGGGGAUAAGAGAGUUUUCCUGUAAUGAGUGUGGGAAGCGUUUCCAUUUUAAAUCCGGGCUCGAUGCACAUAAAAGAUCUCACACAGGGGAAAAACCAUAUGCCUGUCCUGAGUGCGGGAAAUGUUUUUUUUCACAGAAGUCCAGUCUUAGCACACAUCAGAGAUCUCACACAGGGGAGAAGCCGUAUUCCUGUUUUGAGUGUGGGAAAUGUUUCUCAGAGAAGUCCUCUUUUUAUAAUCAUCAGAGAGUUCAUACAGGGGAAAAACCAUAUUUCUGUUCUGAGUGCGGGAAAUGUUUUUCACAGAAGUCACAUCUUAACAGACAUCAAAGGUCUCAUUCGGGUGAGAAGCCUCAUUCCUGUUCUGAGUGCGGGAAAUGUUUUUUUCAAAAGUCCUCCCUUUUGACACAUCAGAAAUUCCACACAGGUGAGAAGGCGUAUUCCUGUCCUGAGUGUGGAAAAUGUUUUUCAUGCAAGUCCAAUCUUUAUAUUCACCAGAGUUUUCACAGAGGGGAGACACUGUAUUCCUGUCCUGAGUGCGGUAAAUGCUUUGUUAAAAAAUCAAAACUUGUCAGACAUCGGAGGUCUCACACGGGGGAAAAAUCAUAUUCCUGUCCUGAGUGCGGGAAAGGUUUUGUACAAACAUCAGAUCUUGUCAGACAUCAAAGGUCUCAUACAGGGGAGAAGCCGUAUUCCUGUACUGAGUGUGGGAAAUGUUUUUCAGUGAAGUCCAAUCUUUAUAAACAUCAGAGAUCUCACACAGGGGAGAAGCCACUUCCCUGUCCUGAGUGCGGGAAGAGUUUUGUGCAAAGAUCAGAACUUGUCACACAUCAGAGAUCUCACAUAGGGGAGUCACCGUAUUCAUGCCUUGACUGCGGGAAAUGUUUUUUAUUGAAAUCCAGUCUUAAAAGACAUCAGAGAUUGCACAUGGGUGAAAAGCCAUAUUCCUGUUCUGAGUGCGGGAAAUGUUUUUCAGAGAAAUAUAAGCUUUAUACACAUCUGCGAUUGCACACAGGUGAGAAACCGUAUUCCUGCCUUGAGUGCGGGAAAUGUUUUGUACAUAAAUCAUUACUUGUCACACAUCAAAGGUCCCACACGGGGGAAAAGCCGUACUCCUGUCCUAAUUGUGGGAAAUGUUUUUCACAGAAGUCAAAUCUUUACCAACAUCAGAGAUUGCACACGGGAGAGAAGCCGUAUUCUUGUCCAGAAUGUGGAAAAUGUUUUGCACAAAAAUCAGAGCUGGUCACACAUCAGAGAUCUCACACGGGGGAGAAGCCGUAUUCCUGUACUGAGUGUGGAAAAUGCUUUGCAGUGAAGUCUCAUCUAUACACACAUCAGAGAUCUCACACGGGGGAAAAGCAACUUUCCUGCUCUGAGUGCGGGAAAUGUUUUGUACAAAAAUCACAACUUGUCAUACAUCAGAGGUCUCACACAGGGGAAAAGCCAUAUUCUUGUCCUGAGUGCGGGAAAUGUUUUUCAGUUAUAUCCAAUCUUAACAUGCAUUUGAGAUCUCACACAGGGGAGAGGCCGUAUUCCUGUCCUGAGUGCGAGAAAUGCUUUUCAAGGAAAUCGCAUCUUUCCAGACAUCGGAGGUCUCACACGGAGGAAAAGCCGUAUUCCUGUCCCGAGUGCGGGAAAUGUUUUUCAUUGAGGUCCAAUCUUUAA